CCUUCAGGAUCACCUAGCUUCUCCUAAGAUGCCAUUUCAACGUUCCGAUAUUGUUCUACUUACACUUCCCCUAUUUUUAUGCCAUCUGGAAGUAAGAGCGGAAAACGUGCUUAGGCAUUAAAGUAUAAGCGGCGCCAUGACAUUCAGAACGGAAGAAGAAGGCUUAAGGGGGAGCGUAGAAAGAUAGUCCUUUAUCGAGGGCACGUGAUAAUCACCGGAAGGGUUAAGCGGGUAUCAGCCUUGACAUUCAAAAGAUAACCUUUUCAGAGCACAGGCUAGCUAAUAACAGCCUGUAUUCUAGCAAGGCUGAAGGGUAGCAUUCAUGUUGUGAGGGGAAGCUUGAAUCCUGAGGCCCGAGCGCCACCUGCAGCGGAGAAUAAAGCGACGAUUCCAGCCCUCUUUUCAAGAUCUAUUGUAAUCGCAACUAUCUAACUUCAAUGAACGGUGCUUCUAAUUUUACACUGAAUCCAUGGCGCAAAUUCGUUGCGUAGACACCAUCACGAUUGGGAAGGGCUGCGUAAUGAAAGUGAUGGUCGACGAUUCAAAGCCCGACGGCCAUCUAGACCAUAACUGGACCGAAACGACAUAUGACGGCAAACCAGGGUCUAUGAAGCUCGAGGUCCCGGGGCACUGGCAUAAGUAUCACGACGAAUACAUGGAAGUUCUCCGCGGGCGCAUGACGCUUUAUCUCGAAGGCACCGGCAGCGUGGUGCUGGCAGCUGGUGAUGAAAGACUCAAGAUUCCGCGGUGGCACGUUCAUUCUUUUGCGGCGUUUGAGGGCGAGGAGGCAAUGCUGAAGGAGUUGACGGAUCCCAGCGGGGAGUUUAAGGCUGAAUUCUUCAGAAACAUGACCCAAUCCGGCAGCAUGACCAUCAUCGACGCCCUGCGCGCUUUCUGGGACGGCGAUGCAUAUAUCUCCUUACCGGGAAAUAUCAAGCUCCUUGACCAAGCGUUCAUGGCUGUAGCUGGCACGAUUGCGAGAUUCUUUUGGCCAGCGACCAGGGCGUAUAAGGCGUAUCCUGAUAUGUAACGUGAGGCUACGGGAAGAGGAUAAAAGAUAUCUGUAAUUGAUUGAACUGGAGGCCGCUGAGCGAUUGGGGCGUAUGAAGGCUCUCAGCUCACAAUAUAGGUUAAAAGAAGUCAUGUGAGGAUCAGCUUUAUGGAAGUUGCGUGGAGACUCGUAUAAGAAAAGGGAAUAGCUCCUAAUCAAAUUCUUGGACCCUCAUACCCACCACAGAGCGAAAAAAAAAUGCACCGAAGUAAUACACUCUCAAAAAAGAAAGCAAUGCCGACCAGGCACUGUGCCGACUCGAACCUAGAAGCAAAAGGAAAGUGUCCCGAAGGACGAGUACCAUAUGGUAGUUAGAUAUGAGAUAUCAGAUAGAUCCAUAGAGCCACAGCAACUUUCCUGUGAGGCCAAGGAAUUAAAGGGGUUUUAUA
Molecule: messenger RNA, 1440 nt
Organism: Mytilinidion resinicola
Lineage: Eukaryota; Fungi; Ascomycota; Dothideomycetes; Mytilinidiales; Mytilinidiaceae
Exons: 4
Coding region: 470-1030 (186 amino acids)
Source: RefSeq, a predicted model, not a curated record